Messenger RNA from Diachasmimorpha longicaudata, 4878 nucleotides. RefSeq names its product ATP-binding cassette sub-family C member 4-like. Gene Ontology annotation, cellular component: membrane. The transcript has 3 exons. The coding region runs from base 272 to 4504 and encodes 1410 amino acids. Gene Ontology annotation, biological process: transmembrane transport. NCBI's taxonomy places the organism in Eukaryota, Metazoa, Arthropoda, Insecta, Hymenoptera, Braconidae. The record is from RefSeq and is a predicted model, not a curated record. Gene Ontology annotation, molecular function: ATP hydrolysis activity; ABC-type transporter activity; ATP binding.
UGAAAUCAAUAUAUGUUAUUUUCGACGUGGACACGUCUUGCGUCUCGGAACGGAUUACGACGAAUAGGACCGAAAUAAGUAAACACCCGGGUUUGAGCGGUGGGAAACAGAGAUGUGAGUGCUAAUUAGGUAAAGUGGGGAUGUGUGAUAAAGUGAACCCUUCUAUCAGGAAGAAAUAAUGCAAACAGACGUGUCCACGGUAGAAACUCUACUUGAUUACAUCUUCGUUCAGUUUCUGUGAUGAUUUGUUCUGUUACAAGAGUCGAUUAAAAUGGCAAUAUCAUCGAGGAGAAAUCCUGUGGAGACGGCUAACUGCAUCAGCAAACUCUUUUUUUGGUGGACGAUUGAUUUAUUUAGAAGAGGUGCCAAAUAUGGCUUGCAACCAGAGGAUAUCUACGAUCCACCGAGCAGCGACGAGUCCGAAAGACUAGCAAACCGUCUGGAGUCAGCAUGGCUAAUGGAGCUGGAAAAGCUGAAGCACAUGGAGUACAAAAUCGAUGCCGAUGGAAAUAAAAUAGCGACAUCACCGCGACCGAGUUUGGCGAGAGCGAUAAUUCGAACAUUCUGGCCGGGUCUGGUUCGCGACAGUUUCCUCCUGUUAAUUUCCGUGGUGGUACUGAGAUCCGUGCAGCCGAUAUUUCAGGGUCUAGUGAUCAGUUAUUUCGGGACUAAUGCGGCGGGACCAACAAAGGAUGAGACCCUCCUGUGGGCUUUAGGUCUGAUCCUCACGACGGUCGGUGUGACAUUCAUCACUCAUCACACCUCUCUCAGCACACAACGCGUUGGCAUGCAGGUCAGGGUUGCCUGCUCAUCCCUCAUCUACCGAAAGAGCUUGAAGCUGAGUAAAGCAUCGCUGAAUAAAACAACACCGGGACAAGUAGUCAAUAUUCUAAGUAAUGACGUCAGUCGCUUCGACAUGCUCCCCAUGUACCUUCCCCACCUGUUCAUCAUGCCAAUACAGAUUAUCGUGAUCGGCUCUAUAAUGUGGACCGGAAUCGGAUUAUCCACGUUAGUUGGCAUCGCUACCCUCCUAGUAAUGACAAUCCCCCUCCAAGUACUAAUUUCCCAACAAGGUGGAAAAUUGAGAGGAAAAAUAGCCAGACUGACCGACAGACGAGUGCAACUGAUGAAUGAACUGAUCUCCGGAAUUCAAGUAAUAAAAACAUACGCCUGGGAAAAACCGUUCAACAAAAUAGUCUCCCUCACCAGAAGGGCCGAAGUGAAGUCCAUAAUGUCUUCCGCAUCUCUGAAAGCGUUGUACCUGGGCCUGAUUGUGAUAACAGAAAGAACUACUCUAUUUACCUCGGUGGUGUCAUUCAUCCUCCUGAAGAAUAGAAUGUCAGCCCAAAUCACGUUCCAGUUGGCGACUUAUUUCAAUGCCUUUCAGCUCGCCUGCGCCAUAUCAUUUCCACAAGCCCUGAUAAUGGGAGACGAGGCGCUCAUCUCCAUACGGAGACUCGAGAAGUUCCUUCUACUGGACGAGAUUGAAUAUCCCUCGGAUGAUUCUAAAUCGAAUCAGCAAACAUUCCCCAAAUCAAUAAGUUCUCCAAAAUCAGCAGUUACGGUUAACUUACAACACGUGUCCGCGAAUUGGGAGAUUGGCCAGUUGCCCCCAACGCUCUGUAACGUGUCCAUGAAAAUUGAGGGUGGAAAAUUGUGCACAUUAGUGGGACACGUCGGUUCCGGGAAAUCAUCUCUCUUGAAUCUCCUGCUGAACGAGCUGCCAGUCGGCGCCGGGACUGUCCAAUUGUCCCAGUUCGGCGAGUCUGUUGCCCCCACGAAUGCCUCGUCUCGUGGAUUCAUCAAGGACCAUUUGGAUAUGAAGAUCUCGUUCGCCAGUCAGGACGCCUGGCUGUUCUUCGGCUCAUUGAGAGAGAAUAUUCUCUUCGGGCAGCCGUACGAUCCCCAGAGAUAUCAGGAAGUUACGCGAGUCUGUUCAUUAGUCCGAGACUUUAAACAACUGCCAGAAGGGGACAUGACAGUGGUGGGUGAGCGUGGAAUGUCCCUGUCUGGUGGUCAAAGGGCCCGGAUCAACCUGGCCCGAGCGAUUUACCGCCAGGCUGAUCUCUACCUCCUGGACGAUCCCCUGAGUGCCGUUGACGCACGCGUAGCUCGCCGUCUCUUCAAAGACUGCAUUGUUGGAUAUCUGAAGGGAAAAACUCGAAUUCUUGUGACCCAUCAACUGCACUUCCUCGAACAAGCGGACGUCAUCGUUGUUCUGGAGAAGGGCACAGUCAAGUGUCAGGGGACGUUCGAUGAACUGUCGAGUUCCAAUGAAGACUUCCACGAGGUGCUGAAUCAAAUGCAAAAAAAAGAAGCCGAGGAGAAUCCGGGAGAAGAAGAGCAGCUUGAUGAUCUCGAUGAGGAUUUUGUUGCAGCGCAAAGACUCGAGGUUCCCUUCAUCAAUCACAUUCGGGAGGGUACCGCGGGACGGAGACGGAGAGUAUCACAACUGAGUUCGGGAAAAUCAUCGAUAAGAUCCGUCGAGAGCUUCGCUUAUGAUAAUGAGGCGGCAGCGGCGGAAGCAAUGGACAAAAGAAAAGCUAUAGCUGAAGUCAUGGGCUCGGGUAUAUUGCCAUGGAGUGUUUACAGUCGUUAUUUUCGAGCUGGGAGUACCUUUUGUGCACUGAUAUUGCUCAGCCUGCUAUUCAUCCUGGGACAGGCCGCUACCACGAGUGUAGACUACUGGAUCACCUACUGGACGAAUGUAGAAAUCAUCAGGAAUGCUCUGGAGGAUGUGAAUGGCGACUACUCAGCCCUCAGACCUGAUUACUUGUCAUAUAUCAAUGUCUCGGUGUGGAGGGACCUAUCCUGGUUGGACGAUGAUGGACUUCUUGUUACGGAGUACUCAAUAUAUAUCUACACCUUCUGCAUUGUCUGCUGCAUUGUAUUCGUCAUGUUGAGGAGCAUUCUUUUCGUCAGAGUAUGCAUGAAGAGCAGCAGGCGCUUGCAUGGGAUGAUGUUUGCUAAUGUUCUUGGUGCCCCGAUGGUGUUUUUCAAUACAAAUUCUACUGGACGUAUUCUCAACCGAUUUUCAAAGGACAUCGGAGCCAUCGACGAACUACUUCCUAAAGCUAUGUUGGAAUGCCUCCAAAUAUUUUUCGUGCUGAUGAGCAUCUUGAUAAUGAUCAUCAUCGUCAAUUACUGGAUGAUAAUUCCAACUAUUGUUGUGGCAGUACUGUUCUACUUCCUCCGGUAUUAUUUCAUGGAUUCAGCGCAAGAUAUCAAGAGAAUUGAAGGCAUCACCAAGAGCCCGGUGUUCUCUCAUGUAGCUACAACCAUGAACGGCCUGUCGACUAUCAGAAGCCGUGGGGCAGAGGUUCAGGUGAUGUUGCAGAAGGAGUUUGACAGGUAUCAGGAUAAACAUACGGGCUCGUGGUACCUCAUAUUGGCAACGCAGUCUGCAUUUGGACUUGUUCUUGAUCUUGUAUCCUGUGUAUUCAUCGCAUGCGUGUGCUAUUCACUAAUUCUGAUGGAUCAUGGGGAUACCAUGAGUGGAUCAGUUGGUCUCGCCAUUUCUCAGUCGCUAAUCCUCACUGGGAUGCUUCAGUAUGGUGUGAGACAGAGCACGGAAGUCCAAUCCCAGAUGACAGCAGUCGAGCGAGUGCUAGAGUACAGUGAUCUUCCUCAAGAGGAGGCCGAAGAAUCCUCGAGCCCACCGCCCCCCAAUUGGCCGUCCAGUGGGAGAAUUCAAUUCAGAAAUGUUUUUAUGAGUUACAAGAAGGACGAUACACCUGUCCUGAAAAAUCUCAACAUUACAAUCGAACCUGGAUGGAAGGUGGGGGUCGUCGGUCGCACAGGAGCUGGAAAAUCUUCACUCAUUCAGGCACUCUUCCGGCUGACUGGAGAAGGUCUGCAGGGAGAGAUUCUGAUUGACGAGAGGGACACCAAAAACAUCAGUCUCCCUCAUCUUCGCUCUAAUAUUUCCAUCAUCCCACAGGAACCAGUUCUUUUCUCUGAAAGUUUGAGGUACAAUCUCGAUCCAUUUGAGAAAUACCCUGAUGAUGCCCUAUGGCGGGUGCUCAAUGAAGUUGAGCUUAAUGGAGUGAUGCUGGACCAGAUGGUGACUGAGGGGGGCACCAAUUUCAGUGUUGGACAGAGACAGCUCAUCUGCUUGGCAAGGGCUAUCCUCAGGAACACUCGGAUUCUCGUGCUUGAUGAAGCAACUGCUAAUAUUGAUACUCGAACUGAUGAAAUGAUUCAGCACACAAUAAGAACGAAAUUCUCCGAAUGUACAGUGAUCACGAUCGCCCACCGCCUCAACACAAUAAUCGACAGUGAUCGAGUGGUGGUGAUGGAGGGAGGACGAAUGGUGGAAUGCUCAACUCCCUAUGAGCUACUCACACAAAAGCCCCCGACUCAAUUCGCAAAAAUGGUAAAUGAAACUGGUACCGAAAUGGCGAAUAAACUCCUGGGGGUGGCUUCCGCGUGCUACCACCAACGAGGCGCACUGUUCUCCCAGAGAAAUCGACGUUCCAGCGAUGCUGAUACCAUAGAGAUUUAAUUAGACCUGGAGAAGGAGAAGAGGAGAUGGGAAAAAUGGAUACAUGUUGUAUGUAGUUAUGGACACUCGUUACGAAGACUGAAAAGUCUACUUUACGAUGGACACACAAUCGUUUCAGUAACUGUUGAAUGAUUUUUGUUAUCAGUAAGGAGAACUCAGUGAAAAAUGCACCAAUAUUAUAUCAUGAAAACGACCGGCGAUCGUUAAAGUAGAUAAAUUUAUUCAUUUGGCAAACGGGGAAAUUAAAAUUAAUGAAGACUGAUUGCUCCGGUAAAAAUAAAUCUAUUUAUAUUUCACUUCAUGAUUUAGAUGCGAUAAUACAGUUGCUUGGGAACAGAAUCCUUUGGACAAGAAUAAAUGUCUUUCAAUUUUGA